GGACGUGGAAAUGCUGGAUGCGACCGAACAAGCCCCCAGUUCCUCGAAAGCGAAGAAGGCGCCGACACCCAUCGUCCCUGUCGAUGAGAACCAUCCGUUUGACCUCGAAACCUAUAUUGCCAGUUACGAAGGCCGUGUAGUGGUAGACCGGCUGGUCCAUAUCAUUACCCUUGCACCAUCGAUAGCGCCCCAGGCUUUGCAGCUUGCUGUGCGCCACAUACAGACCCUACGAGACCCAACGUUGUAUCCAGUUGCAGUGGCUGCAUAUGAUCAAGCAGCAUCCCUCUCCCCUGGCCAGCUGCCCAGCGCGAGCGAGGUUGCUACUAUCAACCAGAAAUGGGUCGACGAGACAAGCGCGAAGAACCAGAGCGAACGAAUGAAGCUGGAGGUGGAGCUGAAGACGUACACGAACAACAUGAUCAAGGAGAGCAUCCGAAUGGCCCACCGUGACUUGGGCGAGUUCUACAGGAGUGUAGGCGAGUAUGGUACUGCCCUUCGGCAUUUCACCAAAUCGCGCGAGUUCUGCACGACAAACCAGCACAUCUUAGAGAUGUGUUUGUCUGUUCUGGAGCUCCUUAUCGAACAACGCAACUACUCUCAUGUUCCUACAUACAUCUUCAAAGCAGAGGCAGCCUUAGAUCAAGCUGCGGCCGGCGGGGAGAAUCCCAAAGGAGCAGUCGGUACGAAGUCAAAAGCAACGGCCGAGCGAGAGAAAUACCAGACGAAGCUCGACUUUGCGCUUGCGUUGAGCCAGCUGGGGCAGGGGAUGUACGAAAAGGCUGCACACACUUUCUUGAAGCUUGGUCUGCCAGGCAAAUUGGGUGAUUGGUCGGGCAAGCUCGUGGCGUCGGGCGAUAUUGCUGUUUACGGGACCCUUUGCGCCCUUGCAAGCAUGUCCCGCAGCGCUAUCAAGUCGCGCGUACUCGAGAACGAAACGUUUUCGGUGUAUAUUGAGCAGGAGCCGUACGUGAGGGAUAUCGUGGAUGCAUACAUGAGCAACCGCUUCAAGGCCGUGCUCGACUUGCUUGAGAAAUAUUCAACUCGUCACUAUCUAGACCUAUACCUCUCUUCACAUGUACACGACUUAACGAACCUCAUCCGCAACCGCGCGAUCGUGUUGUACUUCCAGCCCUUCUCAUCGAUCAAGCUGGAGCGGAUGAGCUCCGUUUUCGGGUGGACGGUGGAAGAGGUGGAGAGGCAGGUCGUGGCGCUCAUACAGAGUGGGGAUAUCCAAGCUCGGGUGGACUCUCAGCACAAGAUCUUGAAGGCGAAGCAGGUGGAUCCGAGAGCGCAGCUAUACGCCAAGGCGCUCAAGGCGGGUAGCGAGAUGCAGAGUGCCAACCGAAAGUUGCUCCUACGCAUGCGACUUCAGCAAGCGGACCUGAUCGUGAAACAGCCCAAGAAUCAAAAGCAGGAUUCCGCGGCCAUGGCUUCUGCGUCGCAGAUGUCGGAUUAUAUUCAGAUCGGCGACUGAGCGGUACCAAUUGGAAGGGUGUAAUUGUAUCAUUGAGUUCUUCAAUCAUUGAUAUACCGGAUAGGCCUUUCAUUGAAUUCUAUAUAAUGAACG
Molecule: messenger RNA, 1567 nt
Organism: Gloeophyllum trabeum ATCC 11539
Lineage: Eukaryota; Fungi; Basidiomycota; Agaricomycetes; Gloeophyllales; Gloeophyllaceae
Product: PCI-domain-containing protein
Exons: 8
Coding region: 11-1474 (487 amino acids)
Cellular component (GO): COP9 signalosome
Source: RefSeq, a predicted model, not a curated record